CAACCCGCUCACCCAGCUCGCACCUAAAACCCUCCCCCAUUUUCAUGUUCCUCCUCCGAGCCACCACCACCACCUCCUCGCUCCUCCUCCGAUGCCACCCGCUCCCCUCGCCUAAAACCCUAGCCCUCGCCCCGCCUCCCCCUCUCCUCCCCUACCGCAUCCGCCCCCGCCUCUCCUCCUCCUCCUCCGCGGCUUCCCCCGCCUCGCCCCGCCGCCGAGCGACAGCGACCGCCGCGGCGAAAUCCGGCGAGAAGAAGCCGCCGACCGCGAGAGCGAAGCGGGCUGGCGUGGUGCCUGCACCAGCUGCGGUGGCGGCGGCAAUGUCGUCCUCCGGUGGCAAUGGAGGGAAGCGCACCGUGGCGGACGUGCUGAUGGGGAACGCGCGGGCCGCCGCCAGUAAGGCGAAGAAGGCGGCGCCGUCCCCGAAGAAGCCCCGGACGCAACCCGCCGCGCAGGCCGACGGCGCGGAGGCCGAACCGGAGGCCGCGGCGCCUGCGCCGGCGGUGAAGCCGCCGCCUUCGCCGGUGAGGUCCAAGCGGGCGUCGUCCCCGGCGAAGUCCUCCAAGUCGCCGUUUGACGGGGCGGCUGGCGAGAAGAAGAGGUCCACGUCGCCGACGAGGUCCAAGGGUCUAGCCGCGGCCGCGCAAUUGGAGGAGGUGAAGGAGAAGUCUCCGUCGCCGAAGAGGUCAAAAACCCUAGCAGCCAAAUCCGACGCCAAGCCUUCCAAUGAAGGCGUUAUCUCGGAGUCUGAUGGGAAGAAGAAGAGGUCGCCGUCGCCCACCAAGGCUAAAGGCCAAACUUCCCAACCCGAGGAGAAGAAGCGGCCCUCGUCACCGAAGAGGGUCAAAACCUUGGAUGCCCCGAAGUCUGAGGAGAAGAAUGAUGGGAAGAAGAAGAGGUCGCCGUCACCCACCAAGGCUAAAGGCCAAACUUCCCAACCCGAGGAGAAGAAGCGGCCCUCGUCACCGAAGAGGGUCAAAACCUUGGAUGCCCCGAAGUCUGAGGAGAAGAAUACUACCCUAGAGCUGAAGAAGAAAGGCACUGAGUUUGAUCCGGUGGCUGCUGCCUAUUGGAGGCCUGGUGAGCCCGUGCCGUUCCUCUUCCUGGCCCGGGCACUUGAUCUCAUCUCCAACGAGAGUGGCCGGAUUAUCAUUACAGAGAUCCUAUCCAACGUGUUCCGGACGGUGAUUGCCACAACACCGGAUGAUCUCCUUGCGACGGUAUACCUCUCAGCCAACCGGAUUGCGCCGCCUCAUGAGGGGAUUGAGCUUGGAAUCGGAGAUGCAUCAAUCAUCCGUGCACUUGCAGAGGCAUAUGGACGCAAAGAGGAGCAUGUUAAGAAGAACCUCAAGGAACUGGGUGAUUUGGGGCUUGUGGCGAAAGCAAGCAGGUCGUCACAGAAGAUGAUGUACAAGCCAAAACCACUGACAAUAGCUCGUGUGAUUAGCAUUUUUCGGACAAUUGCAAAGGAAUCAGGCAAAGACAGUCAAGAUAAAAAAAGAAAUCAUAUCAAGGGACUUCUUGUUGCUGCGACUGACUGUGAACCUCAAUACAUUACACGUCUUCUUCAGUCGAAGAUGAGGAUCGGGUUGGCAGAGAAAACUGUGCAAAUGGCUCUUGGGCAAGCUGCUGUAUAUUCUGACAAAAAAUCUUCACCACCAAAAGUUCAAUCACCCUUUGAAGAGGCUGCAACAAUAAUUAAACAAGUAUAUUCAGUUCUUCCAAUCUAUGAUAAAAUUGUCCCAGUGCUACUUGAAGUUGGAGUUUGGAAGCUUCCAGAGACAUGCAAAUUUUCCAUAGGUGUUCCCGUUGGUCCUAUGUUAGCAAAAGCAACAAAAUCUGUCUCGGAGAUCAUUGACAAAUUUCAGGGUCUUGAGUACACUUGUGAGUACAAGUAUGAUGGUGAACGGGCUCAGAUACAUUGCAUGGAGGAUGGAUCAGUAGAGAUUUAUAGUCGGAAUGCUGAAAGAAACACUGGAAAGUAUCCAGAUGUUGUUGAUGCGGUUUCUAGAUUCCGGAAGCCUACAGUCAAAUCGUUUGUCUUGGACUGUGAAAUUGUUGCCUAUGACCGUGAAAAGCAGAAAAUUUUACCUUUUCAGAUACUUAGCACAAGGGCCCGCAAGGGUGUUACCAUAAAUGACAUCAAAGUGUCAGUCUGUACUUUUGGCUUUGAUAUUCUUUACAUAAAUGGGAAACCUCUUCUCCAGGAACAACUCAAAGUUCGUCGAGAGCAUCUUUACAACUCUUUUGAGGAAGUACCAGGCGUUUUUCAAUUUGCAACUGCAAUUACAUCAAAUGACCUGGAGGAGAUACAGAAAUUUCUUGACACAGCUGUCAACUCCAGUUGUGAAGGGUUGAUUAUCAAGACAUUGGAUAAAGAUGCUACAUAUGAGCCAGCAAAGCGAUCAAACAAUUGGUUGAAACUGAAAAAGGACUACAUGGACAGCAUUGGAGACUCUUUGGACUUGGUACCGAUUGCUGCCUUUUUUGGGAGAGGAAAACGAACAGGUGUCUAUGGAUCAUUCCUCCUGGCAUGCUAUGAUGAGCAGAACGAAGAAUAUCAAACGAUAUGCAACAUAGGUACUGGAUUUUCUGAACAACAGCUUGAAGAACGUUCUGCGAGCCUUCGAAGUAAAGUGAUAGAAAAACCAAAGGCAUACUAUAGGUUUGCUGACACAAUGGACCCAGAUGUGUGGUUUGAGCCAUCAGAGGUGUGGGAGGUAAAAGCUGCGGAUUUGAGCAUAAGUCCUGUACAUCGUGCUGCUAAUGGUAUAGUCGAUCCAAAUAAGGGUAUCUCCCUAAGAUUCCCUCGUUUGUUGCGAGUACGUGAUGAUAAAAGCCCAGAAGAAGCGACCUCAUCUGAACAAGUCGCUGACAUGUACCGGGCUCAAAAGAUAAACCACGGAUAUAAUCAGGAGGAUGAGGAUGAUGACUGAUACUGACCCAAUUCUUUGCGUUGGAUGCAUGAAUCAUUGAGGGCAUUGACAAGAGAAUACAUUUGCAGUGGUUUGUUCGUCCUGAUUUGAACAGCAUAGAUAACUUCAGAUUUGUGUAUUCUUUGUGCUGUUGUGUCCUGCUUCGCCUUUUCCUCCCCCCCUCCCCCCUCUUUUCUUUUCGUUCUGUUUUUCCACGAGGGGUCUGUAAGUUUGAUCCUUAUGCUCCAUCAAACUGUUUGGGCCGUAGGGAAUUGGAGAUGUACUAACAUUAACCCAUGAUGUACAUCCAUUAGCGCUAAUGAGCAUUAUUUUUUUAGCUUGAAGAAAGGGGA
Messenger RNA from Phragmites australis (common reed), 3268 nucleotides. Its product is annotated as DNA ligase 1-like. Gene Ontology annotation, cellular component: mitochondrion; nucleus. Bases 45 to 2936 code for a protein of 963 amino acids. Gene Ontology annotation, biological process: DNA repair; DNA biosynthetic process; DNA recombination. The record is from RefSeq and is a predicted model, not a curated record. NCBI's taxonomy places the organism in Eukaryota, Viridiplantae, Streptophyta, Magnoliopsida, Poales, Poaceae. The transcript is spliced from 18 exons. Gene Ontology annotation, molecular function: DNA binding; ATP binding; DNA ligase (ATP) activity.